Messenger RNA from Bombus pyrosoma, 4726 nucleotides. RefSeq names its product ATP-binding cassette sub-family G member 1-like. The record is from RefSeq and is a predicted model, not a curated record. The transcript is spliced from 13 exons. NCBI's taxonomy places the organism in Eukaryota, Metazoa, Arthropoda, Insecta, Hymenoptera, Apidae. Gene Ontology annotation, molecular function: ATP binding; ABC-type transporter activity; ATP hydrolysis activity. Bases 1875 to 3755 code for a protein of 626 amino acids. Gene Ontology annotation, cellular component: plasma membrane.
UAAAAUAAAUUAUAUUAAAUAUAAUAUAAUAUAAUAAAUUAUAAUAAAAUAAAGAGCUACAAUUUAUGAAAAAGGAAAUAAAGAUAAAAUAUAAAAUGAUAAAAAAAUAACAAAUGAAAUGAAUAUCGCUAUUAAAAGUGUAUCAUUAUUCAUGUGUAUGAAAUUAUGUGUAUAACAUGGUCAUCAUAUUUGCAAUAAUUACAUCGCGGUAAUAUUAUUAUGUUAUGCUUAAGACUAUUUUCUCAAUUAUCAUUUGAUUAAUUUCAUGGAAUAGUGGUAAUUUUCCUUCUUUAUAUAAGUAUGUAUAAGUAUCAUUUACAUAAGGUGUUUAUUCCGUAUCAAACGUAGUAAUUUAGUUUUUAAAUCCAAGGAGAUAUUAAAACGUAUGGUUGUGUAUCCAAAUCUUAUACCUAUUUUCCAUGUAGUAUAUUAGUGAAUUAUGAGCUUAUUGUCUCCAUCGCUUCAUGCUCCUUCUUAUUGCUUUUUGAAAAACUCCCUAUUUUCUAAUGGUUUGGAUUGGUAUUUAUCAGUCUUUUAACGCAUUUGCUGGUUACAUUACUUUAAUAAAAAAAUUAAAUAAAUUAAAAUGGUCUUUUCGUGUUACAUGUAUAUUAGAAUUUGAUUUCAAUUAUAAUUUGCAACAGUUACACUUCAAGAUUCUGAAGCUUAUACUUGUUUAGCGUGGUAUUAUUUUUAACAUGAAAAGAAAUCGCAGUAUACAUAGUACAUAUAUACAGAACAAGUAGCACAUAUGCAACUUAAUCUAGAUAAUAUUGACAAUAAAUAACUAAUAAUGGGAAGUUAAAUGCGCAUUUAUUAAUAUUUCUAUUUUACGGUACGCUUCAAUCAAUAUCGCGAUAUUUUACGAAAUACUACAAUAAAUAUUAAUACAUUGCUUUUACUUUUUGUGUUAUGAAAAAUAACUAAAGAAAACAAUCGAGAAGUUAUAUAAAACGUGUUUGAAUGUAAAUAAAGAAGAAUAACAAGAUUAUGGAAAGAAUACAUGCUACAAAGAAUGUUAUUCGUUUUUAUUGAAACAAUGUAAAAAGGACAAUGUUAAGAAAAUAUUGCUGCAUAUUUUGUAGAUGAAAGUAUACCAAUAGGUUUUCUACAGUUGAAUAUAUUUAUAUAUUUGAUUAAUGGCAAGUAGGUGAAAAGAUGAAACUUGAAAUUUAGUUACUGCUUUUUUAUAGCGACAAUACUUUCUCUUUAUCUUGGUUCGUUAUCACGAUGCGUAAUACAUUAUACAUAUGUAUAUCGUAUCUAUGAAACAUAUACGAACAUUGUGCAUAGUAUGAUUCACACUGGACUUUGCGCGUAUUUUUUGAUGGUUUCUUUGUUACAAUAUAUCUUUGUUUUCAAUCAUGUAAGCUAUCAUAGAGGAAGUUAUUUCUUAACGUAUAUGAGUUUCAAUUACAAAUUACUUCGUUUCAGAAUGUAGAAAUGUAGUAAUGUACAAUAUCGUUAUAGUACCACCCGAUACAUUCAUGUACGUAUAAUGUUAAGAAUAGGGAGACGGUUAAAGCUAUUUCAACUUCAGUCUUUUACAACGAUCUGCCGUGUACUGAGCGUUCGACUGUCCCUACGAGUAUUCCCAUUUUCAUUCAGUGACUCUCUUCUAAACAGAAAACCGUAUGGCCUUAUUAAUGUUUUAGAUCUUCAAUAAUUUUAAAAUUCGUGUUGCUCUGACCAUUACACGUUUAUUAACUCGUUUUCGAUAAAUCUUGCUGCUAUUUCUAAUUAUGUGUAUUUGACUUAAUUAAUUGAGUGAAAUUUAUCUAAAUGGAUGCUCAUACUUGAUCGAUUUAUCCAUAAAAAUGUUUCGUAAUCAUUUAUGAAAGGGAAUUUUUAACGCGUGAAAUUACUGAUCAAUCAUGUCCACAAAAUCGGAGUGCAAGGAGAAGCAGAGCAGCGAUGGAAUGCAAAACACCCCAGUAUCACCAUCAUAUUCAAAAAUAACAACCCCUAUUGACAUCGAAUUCAAUGACUUAACUUAUACAGUACCUUGUGGUAGAAAAGGUACAAAAGUUAUAUUAAGAGGAAUUUGUGGACAAUUUAAAUCUGGAGAAUUAACCGCUAUAUUAGGUCCAUCAGGCGCCGGAAAAUCCACCUUAUUAAAUAUUCUCGCAGGAUACAAAUCGGCUGAUAGCGUUACGGGACACAUAAGUAUCAAUGGACAAACACGAGACGAGAAUUAUUUUAAAAAAAUGUCAUGUUACAUAAUGCAAGAAGACCUUCUUCAACCAUGGCUUACAGUACAAGAGGCAAUGCAAUUUGCUGUAGAUUUGAAACUUGACAACAUUUCCCAAAAAGCAAAAUCGAUCGCUAUAGAUGAAAUUCUAAAUAUUUUGCGAUUACGUCAUGCGAAAGAUACAACUACCGAAUGUCUAUCGGGUGGGGAAAGAAAAAGACUUUCGAUCGCUUUGGAACUCGUGAGUAAUCCUCCUGUUGUGUUUCUUGACGAACCAACUACAGGACUAGAUGAAAUAUCAGCUGCACAGUGUACCGACCUUUUAAAAUCUUUGGUGCGACUGGGGAGAACGAUAAUCUGCUCCCUCCAUACUCCAAGUGCAAGCAUUUUCGCAAAAUUCGACCACAUUUAUGUUAUAGCCGCUGGCCAAUGUAUCUAUAGAAGCACUGUACAUAAUCUAGUACCAUUUGUUCGACAAAUUGGUAUCGAAUGCCCAAAACACUAUAAUCCUGCCGAUUUUGUGAUAGAAAUAUCUGCGGGCGAAUAUGGUUCAGAAUGGAUAAGUCGAAUGAUAAAUGCUGUGGACACGGAAUUUCCUAUCGUUCCUGUUUCUCGACGAACGAGGUUCGAAUUUCAAUACAAAGCAAAAAUAUCGAAAGUGUCCUGGUUCAAACAAUUUGUUGUUCUAUCGAAAAGAAUGUUAUUACAGUUAGGUAGAAAUAAGAGUUAUAUGUACUUAAAAAUAAGUUUAUAUAUAUUCCUGGGCUUCGUCGUCGGUAGUUUAUUUUUAAACAUUGGAAACGACGGGUCAAAAACCUUAUCCAAUUUUACUUUCUGCUUUGCUUGUUUGAUAAUUCUCCUCUAUGUACCUAUGUCACCGGUAUUAAUGCACUUUCCUUCGGAAGUGCAAUUGGUUAAACGAGAAUAUUUCAACAUGUGGUACGAUUUGAGUCCCUAUUAUUGUGCAUUUACAAUAGUUAAUAUACCUGGACAGAUAUUACUAUCAUCGAUAUAUUUAUUGAUGGUAUAUGUGAUCACAAAUCAACCUCUGGAGUUGUCCAGAUGCGCAAUGUUUUUUAGUAUUUGCUUCAUGUGCGCGUUUAUCGCAGAAAGUAUGGCAUUAGUUAUAGCCAGCACGCUGAACAUCGUGAAUGGUACAUUUGUUGGGCCUGUAAUUUCCACUCCACUAGUGUUGGUAGCUAUACAAGGAAUCGGUGAAACGGAAAGUUUAUCUAUCUAUCGUAAACUCAUAAUGUAUCUAAGUUACAUUCGAUAUGGUAUAGAAGGUCUUGUAGUUGCUUUGUACGGUUACAACAGAGAAAAGCUAUACUGUUCGCCUGCGGAAAUAUUCUGCCCCUUCGGAACACCUCGACAAGUUUUACUAACAAUGAAGAUGGAACAUGUGGUUUUUUGGGUUGACAUUAUCGCUUUAAUAAUUAUCCUUAUCUGUCUAAGGGCUCUCUCCUAUUAUUUGCUUAGACAACGACUUAAGCCGAAUAAAAUGUUUCAAGCAGUUCGUCUCAUUGGAAGGAUAAUAAAAAAUCAUUUUAACAUCGACAAUUAAAACCUAGUCUUAUUUUAUAGUAGAAAUAUACAAAAUAUUAUUUUCAAAAAAGUAAUCUCGAUCUUUUAUGAUUUUUUUCCGAAUGUGAUGAAAAGAAGAUCACAUAACUAAAUUUAAUUUAAUGAACUUAUAUUGUAAUUACAUAUAAGCAAAUCCAUGGCUACUAGUGAUUUUAAAUGAUUUUGUUCAUUCUGCCACUAAUUAGGUGCAAUCAAUAAAAUGAUCUGAAAAGUUUAAAGUAUUUACAAUAAUAGCAUUUUGUUUCCUUUUAUUUCAUUAUUGGAUAUAUUUUGUAAUACUGGACGCAAUAUUAUAAAGAGAUUGAUUUAUGAAAUGUUAAUAGAAUAAUCUACUGAACCUCUUCAUUAAUAAAGCAGUAAUGAUAAAUGGUAAUAAAUAGCGAUAAAUGCAUAAUAAUGAAGAAUCAUUAAUAAUAGCCCUCAAUAAAAAAUUGUUAAUAUAUUACCAUGUUGAAAUUUCACAGAAACGCAAAGGUAUUAUAUUAUUGUAUUUUAAAAUAUAUAAAAGUUACGCAGUUCUCAUAUUAUUCAAACUGUAAUUUUCAAAUUCUCAAUUUCGAUUAUCGAGUGAUAUUAGUGUUGAAGACUAAAUUCGAGAAUAUCGAAUAGAAAAAUGCAAGUACAUAUAUACAUACAUUUAUAGCAUUGGCGUCGUCCGGUUAUUGAGCGACGAAAAUAUUUGGAAAACGAAACGUUCACAUACAUGAAAUGUAUAUAAAAUAGAGUUUAGCAGAUACAAAUAAGCGACAUAAGAUAUAAUCAAAUAAUAAUGAUAAUUCUGUUAUGACGAGUAAAGGUAUAUCGAAACAUCCUAAUGUAAGUUUUAUUCAUGAAACAAACAUACAAUUGUAACAUUAAGAUCUAAUAAUUCUUCCAAUUCUAACAAUUAACAUCUAAUAUUCGAAAAAAAUUUGAUAUUCCUAACUUUUCUUGUAAAUAAAUGAGUGAGUU